Vollenhovia emeryi is the source of this 6770-nucleotide messenger RNA. Its product is annotated as RNA/RNP complex-1-interacting phosphatase. The coding region runs from base 199 to 1437 and encodes 412 amino acids. NCBI's taxonomy places the organism in Eukaryota, Metazoa, Arthropoda, Insecta, Hymenoptera, Formicidae. Gene Ontology annotation, molecular function: polynucleotide 5'-phosphatase activity; protein tyrosine/serine/threonine phosphatase activity. Gene Ontology annotation, biological process: protein dephosphorylation. The transcript is spliced from 9 exons. The record is from RefSeq and is a predicted model, not a curated record.
AAUCCCGCGCCAAAUCGUUGCCGCGCGUCGAGAGAUCGAUCGAUCUCGCAGCGCCGUCGAUUCCGCGCGAGUGCGUCUGCUGCGGCUGACCAACCGUACGUGUGCGCGCGCCCGCGCGUAUUGGUGUGUCACGGCUGUGGUAUUGCGUAUCAAGUGUUAUGCCGUUUCCCCCACGAGAUUUCUGAACGGACGGCAAACAUGACGGGUUCGGUACCGGACAGAUGGUUAGAGUACAAACCUUUCGGCGAUGCGAUCAAGGGCACCAAGAUCAUAGCGUUCAAAGUGCCGCUGAAAGAUGCCAUAGCGAAGAAUUUGGAGCCGGAGCAACAAUUUACUACGAAAGUGUUGCUGCAAGCCUUUCCUCAUCUCAAGUAUAUCGUCGAUUUGACCAAUACGUAUCGCUACUAUGACAAAAAGGAAUUUACAAAUGCUGGUGUUAAAUACGAGAAGAUUGCUAUACCAGGGAGGAAGGUGCCGACUAUGGACAUAAUUCAAAAAUUCUUUAAAGUGAUGGAUGAUUUCACGUCGACAUGCGGCGAAGGUGAACUUAUAGGAGUCCAUUGCACACACGGUGUCAACCGUACUGGUUAUUUAAUUUGUAGAUAUCUCAUUCAACAGCUAGGUUGGGAAACCGAAGAUUCCUUGAAAGCUUUCGGAGAAGCACGCGGAUAUCCCGUCGAACGCGACAUUUAUCUCGCCGCGUUGCAGCAGGUCCAACGCGGUAAGAAGAUCGACACGAGCCAAGUCGUUUUGACGCCGGACGUUUCUGCCGUCAUCGCCCCAACUAGAAAGACUUCGUUGAAGAUGCGCUCGUCGGUGAAGACACUGUUAGGCCGGCCGAUGGGGCCGCCAGGAUUCGCAAUGUCGCGACGUGGUUUUGCGAACGGUGGGCCGUUCGCACCUCAGAGAUUCGCGGGUCCGCCGCCGGGAUUCGUUCCGAUGCCACCGCCCGGUAUGCCGCCUAUUCCGCCGAUGAGUCCGCCGCCCUAUGGGCCCAGGCCGUUUAGGUAUGGGCUACCGCCGAUACGCCAGGCGAUGCCGCCGACACCCGGGCCGGGAUGUUUCCAGCAUCCCGGUUUUCCGCCGCGUCCGCCAGGCCCGCCAAGGAUGGCAGGUCCACCGAGAUUACCGACCGGCCCAACCGCACGGUUACCGCCGCGGAAAAUGCUACCACCACCACCACCACCACCACCACCUCCGCCUUCCAGAUCAACCAAGCAGUUCCAAGUGCAAAAGAAACGGCAGGUUAGAAAUGGAAUCGCACAGCACGCCGUCAACAUUCGUAUGAGGCGGAACGGGCCGGCCAACAGAAUCGUGCCCAAAGCGCGUAAGGAACAGGACUUUACCAUCGACACGUUCGAGGAGAAUCUACUUACGACCACGAGUGUCGCGCAACCGCGACGACAAACGAAAGGACGCUUUAAUCAAGUCAAAUGACCAUGUACUCGCUAGGGAUGCGAUGUACUUAGACGCAAGAUUUUCCGUUCGACAUGUCGCAGUUGAAGCAGAGGUUCACAGUGUCUAAGAUAUCUCGUGCGCCAAGUCGCUGUUUUGUGUAUACAGAUACUUAACAGUUUACACGAUGAUUUUUGGACACCCAAAUGCAAAUGGACUGGAUUAUAUGACGUGUGAACUGUUACUACAUCGAUAUCAAUAGCACAUACCUCUGUCUCUCUCACAAACAUUAAUUUUAUAUUUUAUAAUAUAUUGAAGACAAUCCUAAUAACCGAUUUUAUCGAAAAUUUCACGACACCAAAAAUCCGUCUAUUUUUUUUUUGGGUUUAUGUCUGUGUACACAUUGGGUUAUGACUAUGUACACAUAAUUUUAUUUUAAUAAUUAAAAAAUUAUUAACUCAGCUGGCACACUGGGAACAAGACGUGGCACCACAAGUACAAUUUGCGUACUGUAAGGAGGCUUAAAUUUGAGUUGAACUAGGCUGGGGUGUUUAAUACCCCACGGUGCCAGCUAAGAGCUAAUUACGUUAAUUAAAUAACAAUAGGAUUUUAUUAAGAUUAUUCCUAGACAUGGUACCGUGAAAUUGCGAAAAUAUAAGAAACUAUAAUAUUUAUGUAAGAAAUUGUUUAUGUUUGUUUAACGGGGAAAAACGAAAUGUUAUAUAUAAAGACAGAACUGCAUCCGAUUCUUAUGCAGAUAUUUUCAUUUAUAGAUUAAAUAUGUGAGUACGCCAUUAUUUGGUUUCUUAUAACUUGAUGUUAUUACGAAAUUUUAGUUUGAGCGUUUACUAUUCCCGUUUAGUAUUGUACGAAUUGCACACACUUAAAAUCACUGACAAAUAUUGUAUUCAAACUGAUUAGUGAUUGUCUAAAAAUCAAAACAGGUGGAAAUCGGGCGGACAGACAACUCUGUGUACAAUUUUUAAAUGUGUGCAUUUAGGUGUAAGAGAUAUAAAUUAUAAAAAAUAAAAUUGAAAGUUUUUUUUUAUUCAUUCACAUUCGAGAAAUCGCAGUCAUCUGAAAUGGGCUAGACGGAAGUACAAUUCUGAGAAAUGCUUCUAGCAAUAUCGGUUAAUGCUAGUUAACUCCAAUUGUUAAUUAUUGCAUUGCAGGUUAACAGCAGUACGACAUUUCUACCAAUUUGGAAACGUGUCAGGUAUUAUAUUUAAUUUUACUUUUUUUAUACGACAGUAUCAUUUUUAUUUCAUACUAAGUCACGUGAGGGUUUGAUAUUUUUCCUUCGAUGUAGCUUAUUAUCGCAUCCUCUGUACAUUUGAGACAAUCCAUUCUUUUCCGAUUGCUAUAAAUCUGUUUUCGGGGGGAGAAUUACUUCCUACUAACACAGAGACCGAUGAAUGUUUUACGAGGAUGCUCGGUGGUAAAGUAGCUUGGUAGUUCGACGUUGUCGUUGCUAUAAGAUUACGUAGACAGGUACGCGCGUGGCGCGAACGUAAUUGAACGCACGCCUGGAAGAUGGGAGCGGGCCAUGGCUGCUCGUGCAUCUCGUGUAUCUCGUUCCGAGAUAUUAAAGUGAUUCAAUAUUCGGACCGGAGUCAAAGGGGUCACGCGUGUAGGAGGGACACGUCUCUCGCGCGCCCGACCAUAUAUCACGAACUGCCGUUGGCGUACAUGGAAUAAUUCCACGAGAAAUUGCACGCGUCACACGCGAGUAACGCCUUGAGCCUCGGGGGGGCUUUACCCGGCGGCCUUAAAAGUGAGACUUGGUGAUAGGAAGGGCAUAAAUUAAGUGCGUACGUGCGUACGUUUUGUGUGCUGCUUCCCUUCUGUCUGGUAGAUACGCAUUGCUCUGCUUCUAACGACGAGUAGCAAGUUUCGGCAAAUAUUAAAAUCGACAGCAAUUGAGCGAGAUAUGCUAUAACUGACUAACGCGAGCUCUGAGACAUGUAGUUCGUAGAUUAUUAACAAUUCUAACUACAACUGAAGAAUAAAUCAGAUAUAUUUGGUAUAUUUGAAUAUUAUGGCCGUGAAACAAUGAAUAGAAAUUACAGAUUUCACUUCUAAUACACGGUGCAAAGAUAAGAAAUUUAAUAAUGUAAAUUCCGUACUAAAGCGCACAACGAUUCCGAUUAAAACAAGUUGCUACAAUGACAUGAUAUCAUAAAAGUUACUUACUUUUUCUUUUCAACUAUUCGCUUGCACGGAGAAUAAUAAAACAGAUACAGCGCGUGAAUCGUUUGCUUUCAUCGUAGUCAAAUCAAUAUCAUGUUCCAAGUUACGCUCGUAGACGUAACGCAGGCACACCUCGGACCUCAAUGUCGGGAAAUAGAGAAGAGGAAAGAUGGGGGGAAGGGAGAGAGGGGAACGAUGACGACGUACGACGACGACGACGACGAGAAAAGAGGUCGUCGUGGAUACAAGGAAUUCGAAAACUUUCUCAGAGGUGGAAAGAUCGUCGCCCUUCUCGCCACGCUCCCGGCUCACGGGAGACAAUCCGAAAGUAACUUCUGGUGCGGGCUACUGGCGCCAUGGGAAACAAUCGUCCACCGCGAUCGCUGGGCGCGUCCGUGCGCUCGAGACAACUGUUUCCCCGGCCUCCGUACCUAUCUCUCAGUUAGACAUUAGAUUUAUCGACAUAUUUUCUCAGUCUUUUGAGAGACUUUAUUUACUUUUGUACAACGUCGUCCACCUCGCCCUCGUGCAUUACCGCUGCACGCGCGACUACCCGCCUUGUUUCGGACCACGCCGGACCCUGGUCGAUCAGAUCGGAGGGGGAUAGCAGAAACGGUGGUUUAACCGGGAAACUGAUCGGUGUUUGUAUAAAUUCUAUUUGGAACGGAAGAAAAGAUAUGCGUGACAAUCAAGAAUUGGAUAAAACGAAUUGGAUGAAAAUCGAGGGGCUUGUGGGGAACAACACGUCGCGUGGAGCAAAUUUGUCCGAAUCAGCAUUUAAAAGGAACUAUUGCUAUUAUCGUAAGAGUCGUAAUUAUUCUCGAAAAGUACGUGACAUUUUUGUAAUCAGGCUAACGAUAUGCUAUUAUCUUGAGUCUUGUGAGUGCACAAUGCGACUCUACCAUCGGUUUGUCACUUUUUGAGCAAAACGAUAUUCACGCAAGAGUAACGCAGUAUAAUCGAUCGUGAUGUAAGUGGAUAAUAUUUAAUAAGUGCUAAGUUGAAACGAUAACUUUUUCAGAGGUAUUGACAGAAAUUUCUAUUAUUACGAUCGUAAUCGAUGUAGGGUUACUGCGAACGAGAAGAUUGCAUGAUCUAACUACUGCGUGAUUGUCCGAAACGAUCUUUUCGGGUGCGUCUCGACGGAACUUUUCAAAUAAUUCGUAAAAACCCGCAGAGGGACAAACAAGUCCAUAAAGACCUCGCGUCAUCUCGCUGUUUCUUCUUCCUCACGUCCAGUUUCCUCUUUCGAUCAGUCGUUCUACAUGUCUUUGAGGUGCGAUCUAUCAGAAACACAGCUCGCAAAUCAGAUCAUUCGUAUGCUUAUGUGACUCGUAUCUGAUUUCGUAUGCGCAUCAAUAAUAAGUUGCAGAAUGAAACAAUUAUUAGGAAAAAGUAGAUGAAUUAAACGGAAGAAAUAAUGGAAAAUUUCUGCAAAAUUAAUUCUUAACUUUUCGUUAAAAGAAAUCACGUUUUUUGUCAUUUCUUUAUCGAUUGUUAGCAAGAAGAUCACUUCAGUAAAUAUAUCCAAAUUCUAUAUAUGUGUAGGAGAAAUAAUAUCUUAGCGUGAAUUUUCGUGAAAAUGAGGUAUACCUUUUAUUUCUUAGUUAUCGAAAUGGAGUAAAUAAAAAGGAGCAGGGAAAAGUGUCGAAAUCAACUUUCCAUUUUUAGAGAGCAAGGUUCAUAAUUUCGCAGAAUGAGUUCCUGCGAAUCCCUUUUAAUUCACCUAUUUUUUGCGAAUGCUAUAAUUCACUGGCGAAGGGAUCGGCAGCGAGCUCCCUUUCGCCCGACGUGGCAAUUAGUCCCGAUUAAUUCCUCAAAAAUGAGAAGGAAACGCGCGCGUGCUCUGCGGUAGGUAUAGAUCUUUUAGGGUAGGGACUUCGGAGUCGAAUAGAAGGCUAGCCACACACGUGGUUCGAGCGAUCUAGCCUCUCUCUCUCUCUCCCUUUUUCUCCGUGUGUCUUUUCUAUUCCCAUAGAUCCUCUAUUCCGUAUAUCCUCUCCUCCAGCCUCCGGCCUGUAUACUACGCGUACGUAUGCACGUCUCUCUCAUUGGCACGCCAAUACGCGAUGCGUGGCAGUGCACUUUAAUGCCGCGGCGCGGCCUACUUAGCAGCCCGCUUGAUUAACAUGGAGUGAUUAAUAGUUGCUCCCUCCGUUCGUAACCAACCCCAACAGCGGCGGCAUCGGAGAUCUAAUCGCACGAUAUUUAUUGCCCUGCGCGUCGUCCACCUCGGGGCCCUCGGCCACGGCGAUUUUGCGAGCCCGCUCCCUCCUUCCCUUAGCCCUCUUCCACGUUCUCCUCAUUUCGAUUUCGUUUAUUUUGGUUUUUAUUUUCGUCUUCACAUCGGCUCACCCGGAGCCGGUCCACGGGCUCCUCGCCUUCCUGAGUUUCGGCCUUCCAGCGUCGCCUGAAUUCCUCUCGGUUCCCGUUUUAGCUCGAGUUGUUAUUUCAUGAUAUUUAUUAAUGGCGAUUUACGCGACAUACGGCAAGUGCAUAAUAUCAGUUUGAGACAAGUGAGACGCGUAAGUUACUCUUUUUACAAUUUUGUUUCAGGAUAAUUUGCUUUGUUGCUCACGGCAAAGCCCCCCACUUAGCUUGUCCUAGUUAGUUUGCCCUAACUUUGAGUAUCCUAUCAUUUAAAAUUGCUCAUACGUGAUAUACAUCUACAGCCGUGUAUUUCGAUUCUAAUUCCAUUUGAAUAAAAAGAAUCUGUCUAUGCUUUCGAUAAAUUCGAGAUGAUACGCUGUUGGGUUUUGCGCGAGAGACAUAUCUAUCUCGUUUGUUCCCCCUUUACAUGUUGCGUCAGCGUUACGCGCGCGUUGGCGCCGCAUUCGUCUAUCCAAUCUGUAGCCGUGUUUACAAUCCCAGCUUCAACGGCUCGCAAUUGUUCUGACCGGGGAUGACUAUUUGUGAAUAGACAUGGACAUUUUGCUUGUUUAAGUGUCGAUUUUACAAAAGUGGUUAUUACAGAGGCAUCGAUACUAGAGGUGAUAGAUAUCCUCGGGGAACGUCGAAGAUAUAUGAAACUUAUACAAAUAUGAUUAUUUUUAUAACAAUUCCAUUCGAGGACGUCAUGUGGUAGUUUGGUAUAAUUUAAGGUAUUGUUUUAAAAAGCGUACCUAUCUACAAAUGUAACGUAUAUUUUUCUGCUCGAUGCAACAUUGAAAUAAAGGAGGAUUUAC